CAAAAAGCAUGUCAAUGUCAUUUGGGUGGAAGUGGGAGUGGUAAAUUUUUAAAAGCCUGUGAAUAAAACACCGAAAAAAUGGUGCUCAUCCGCCCCGAAGAUAACUUAGUCACGAACGAAGCCGAAGGCCAAAACGCUACAGUGAAGGUAAAGGCCCCAAAAAGGGUCUUGCACUUUUGCGACGGUGUCCUGGAGGAGUACAGUUCAGACGAAGAUGAUUGCGUCGAUAACAAGAGUAAUCAGGCCGUCAUCAACCCUGCCUCAUUAACGUGGGGACCUUGGUUCAUGUACAAAGCAUGGUCAGCUGGCUCUUCGACUCUGACUGCUGUGGAUUCCGUAGGAGAAUUUCUGGCUUCUCUAUUCGGCAUCACUACACCGAGAUAUUAUUUCGAAAUGGAAGAAUAUAAGAGAAAGGAGGAGGAGAGACUGAAACGACAAGAAGGAGAAGCAGGCUGGUGCCAGGUUUCCAAUACGACUGUAUCAGUUCCGCUGAAAGACAUGUCGAAGGAUUCUGAACCUACAGAUGUUUAAAUUGAAAAAAAUAUAUAUGAGAUACGCUGUUCGUAGCUCUAUAUAAGCACGUGAAAUUUGAAAUUUAUUUUGCUUCUGUGUAUCGAAAGUACAAAAAAGCGCAGUAGAUGUUUUUAUUUAAGGGUUUGUUAUUAAUUUUACCUCACUCAGAGGCCAAAUAAGUACUUAUGUCCAAUCAGUGCCUUAUCGGUUUUUCUUUGGCUCAUUACUUAUUAAUGCUCUAAUAUACAUAUUUUUACAAACCAAAACUUUGAGAGUCCAAGUACAAUUUUAUUUAAUAUUUGUAAUUGUAUUUUUUUAAUAAGCAUUUCGAUAUUAUCUCGAAUAUUAGCUUUAAUUAAACUAUAAGUAUUCUACGAAAAAAGGGUAAUGACAAUAAAAUUACUGUAUUACUUGUACCUUGAUUUCUUUGGAAAGUUUUCAUAUAUUCUUCUCAGGUGUAGUGGCACAUAUAUAAUUUUUUAAGAAAGAUUUCUAAUAUAUUUGCACAUGUAUUGUGAAAAAUGUUAUUUUAUAAAUUGUUUGGAGUAAGUAUUUUAUUGUAUUUCAAUGUUAAUAAACAGUUAAAGCAAAGGGAAAUGCCUCAUCACUUAAAUUCUUUUACCUAGAAAUGUCAUUAAAACACAAAAACCCCAAAAUUACAAAUUU
This is a messenger RNA of Phyllotreta striolata, 1179 nucleotides long. Lineage: Eukaryota; Metazoa; Arthropoda; Insecta; Coleoptera; Chrysomelidae. The record is from the annotation of a GenBank genome assembly.